CUCACCCCAUAGGAUGGCGAACGCAUCAUACAGAUAUCGGAACUAGAAGAGGCAUCGCUCGCGUUUUAUUUCCCGAAAGCGCUAAGCAGAAACUUAACAGAAAUCAGGAUUUCGAUAUGCGAACCUGUGGCCCAGCAGAGGUCCAGAUUCAUUCCCACGUGGAUAUAGAAGAGGCUCACGAUAGCCAUGCUUUAUUCACUCAGCCUCUAGACCCAUUAGAGAUGAGGUAGUAUCGAAAGGUACCAGCGUAGUACCGAAGGAAUUCGAGGGAUUUGCCCUGACCAUCAACACCCAAUGGGAAUCGGUUAUUUUGCUCUAAGGAGAGCAACUCUCCUGAAGGGUUACAUGGCUAUCCAAAGCAUACAAGCGUAGCUAUAUCCAGCUCCAAGCUCAGCUGAUCUCCGCACAGAAUCUGAGUCUGUUAUCUUCGUUCCUCCACUCACCUUCUUCAUCCAUCUUUUGCUCAUGUUUGUCGGGACGUUGUUUCAAACCUCGAGUUACUUGGUGAUGUCUCUCGCCCCGAUAUCGCGCACAGCUUGGGUCCUCCGAAGUUGCCACAUGUUAUAGGAUCCCGGAGGCAGACAAUGACAUUUAAUACGGCCGCCAAGUCGCAGAUAUAUGCUACCUGCCCGCACUCUGACGGAAAAGGCGCACCGGUAUGUUGGGAUUGUAGUGAGGAAAGCUGGGGAAGCCUGCCACCAUUUGAAGAUUUCGGGGAGACCAAGAAACUCAGGAUCCUGAGCGGUAGGAGCCAGACUUUCGCACCAGAAGUACACCCACCUGCCGAGGGCAUAGAACUCGGCACUCCCAAUCCCCGAUAUAGCCAGCCCGGCUUGGAGGUCUUCACCGGGCCACAGAUUGUGACUGCCGCAGAUAAAUACCCGAACAUUAUAGAAGAGAAGAUCGUCGUCACACCAAACUCGGCUUCUCCUACUAUAUGGGGAUUUCGGAGGAGAAUAUUCUGGCUUAUCGUGAUAUGUGUGGCGUUGGCAUUGCUCAUGGGAGUGGCCGUUGGCGCCGCGGUUGGAAUAACCCAAAAGAAUAAUUCUACCAAAGCAUUGGCAACAACGUCGUCGUCCACAGAGACCAGUGUCCAAGUGAGCAGUACUUUCUCAUCGCCGCCUGAAGUUAUGACUGAGAUUGUGUCGGCAAUUACUUCGAGCCUCUCUAUGAGCACAACGAAUGAUUUCAUGGUUCAAAGUGUGUCUUCAUCCUCAAAACUCGACACUUCAACAACAACUACCAGAACGGAAAGGUCAUCGUCAUCACCUACAUCGUCACCUACAUCCUCCCUACCAAGUUCCCCCACAACUCAAACUUCUAAGUCUGUAGAGAAAGUAACAAUAAUUUCUGUGCAAACUGCGUCGGCACCUACUACUAGUCCAGUCCAGUCCACGCCACCUCCAACUACUGUAACGGUCACCCCUACCACGAAGGCGAGCUCACAAACUACGACAAGUCCAACAGCGACCACUUCAAAUGGUGAUUGUCUAGGAGCCGACGGAAGCACAUAUACAGAUCCAGGGACUGGCGCACGGUUCAGGAUUGAAUGCGACAUCGCGCAUCUGGGGAAAGACAUUGAAAAUUAUAAAGCUCAGACGAUGGAGGCUUGCGUAUCGAUGUGCGCUAGUGAUUCAACAUGCGUCGGCGCUAUAUGGUAUAGUGCUGGCCCUCAGGGAACAGAUCUCAAUUACUGCUGGCUGAAAAACACCUUGGAAAACACUCUCAAGAGCACGAAGGAUGCGCAAUCAGUGGUGCGGUUAUAAAAGAGCGUAACUCACUCGUCGAAGGGAGAUCCACACGUUGGUCUUCCUACCUAACCUAAUGCCUAAUUGCUAGAGGCAGGAAAUGAAGAUAUGCCU
Annulohypoxylon maeteangense is the source of this 1862-nucleotide messenger RNA. RefSeq lists its product as uncharacterized. The record is from RefSeq and is a predicted model, not a curated record. The transcript has 3 exons. Lineage: Eukaryota; Fungi; Ascomycota; Sordariomycetes; Xylariales; Hypoxylaceae. The coding region runs from base 585 to 1766 and encodes 393 amino acids.